Molecule: messenger RNA, 4140 nt
Organism: Nerophis lumbriciformis (worm pipefish)
Lineage: Eukaryota; Metazoa; Chordata; Actinopteri; Syngnathiformes; Syngnathidae
Gene: strbp
Product: spermatid perinuclear RNA binding protein
Cellular component (GO): precatalytic spliceosome
Molecular function (GO): double-stranded RNA binding; single-stranded RNA binding
Source: RefSeq, a predicted model, not a curated record
UUCCAUGUGCAUGAGUUCUCAUUAUCAUGACGUACAUGAUACAGAGAGUUCCAUCGAUCCCCGGCAGAAAGUCGCACGUCCUAAAGGCAAUGGGAGGAAGUGCGCAUGCGCAGCAGCAGGACACGGUCUUUAAGGGGACGAAGGAGAAACCAGCAGGCGGCACCGGCUCGUCCUCCACACCAAAGCCGCUCCGGCUGUCCUUCUGCCCGCAUUCUUCUUCUUCUUCUUCUUGUCGUUAUUAUUAUUAUUAUUAUUAUUAUUGUUGUGGUGCUGCUGCCCCGAGGAUUGUUUCUUCCUUCCACUCGGGAUUGUAUCGUGGCGGAAGACGACCUCCGCUUCCUUCUCGCCGCCGCGGAGGUGUUGUCAUCCAGCGCUGGUGACAUUGAAGGAGGAGCACAUGAGGAGCACAGAAGCAUCCUGACUACACCUCCUGACCACGCCCACUAGGAAGACAGCCAGCGUUCCUCCUGCAGGCAUGAGGUCCUACCGCUCCUUCAGCAAUGACGACCGCCACGUGAUGGCCAAACACUCCUCCAUCUACCCCACCUGCCUCCACCUGGAGGCCGUGCAGACGCUGGUGUCCAACGUGGAGGCGGCCCUCAAGUACGUGUCGGACUGGCUGGAUCAGAACCAGGACCAAGACCAGGACCAGGACCAGGACCAGGACCACGGACAACUACCAGCAGACGACACGCAGAAGAAGGAGGAGGAGGUGGAGGAGGAGGGUGGAGAUGAAGCCCAGGGGUCCGGUGAAGGCUACAGGGAGAGUGGCAGAGUUCUGUGUGGCGUGAUGAGGAUCGGACUGGUGGCCAAGGGACUCCUCAUCCAAGGUGACCUGGACCUGGACCUGGUCUUGAUGUGCAGACACAAACCCACACACACGCUGCUGGACAACAUCGCACACAACCUGCCACAGCAGAUACAGAAGCUGACCCAGGAGAAGUACGAGGUCACCAGCUGCUUGCCCGAGGCGGCCAUCUUGGUACGUACCACGGCACAGCCCCAACUGGCGCUGAAGAUCAGCCUCACCUCGCCCGCCAUGAGGGAGGAGGGGGAGGAGGAGGAGGAGGAGGAAGAGGAGGAAGUGCAGGGACAGGAAGGGGAAGAAGACGUGGCGUUGGAUGGAGUGAAGGAUGGAGAAGAAGGCGAGGAAGAGGUGGCGUUGGAUGGAGUGAACGAGGAGGAGGAGGAGGAGGAGAAGAUGAACGGCCAUGUGUUGGCUGCUGCUGCUGAGGAGGAGGAGGAGGAGGAGGAAGAGGAGGUGCUGGAUAGACACAGAUGUCUGUCGGCCUUGGCAGCGCUGCGCCACGCCAAGUGGUUCCAGGCCCGAGUGGACGGACUCAAGUCCUGCAUCAUCGUCCUCAGGGUUCUGCGGGACAUGUGCAAGAGGCAGGCCGCCUGGGAGCCCCUCGACGGAUGGCCCCUGGAGUUGAUCUGUGAGAAGGCCAUCGCCACCUGCAGCAGACCCCUAGGGGCGGGGGAGGCCCUGCGUCGGGUCAUGGAGUGUGUGGCCUCGGGCAUCUUGCUCCCAGGUGGUCCUGGUCUACAUGACCCCUGUGAGAAGGAGCCCAUCGACACCUUAGCCCACAUGACGCACCAGCAGGCGGAGGCCAUCACCUGCAGCGCACAGCACGCGCUCAGGCUCAUCGCCUUUGGGCAGAUCUGCAAAGUGUUGGAGAUGGAGCCUCUUCCUUCCAGCAAACAGAAGUUCCCUUGGUGCGACAAAGAAGGCCUGGCCCUGAAGCGUCCUUACGAGGACGGCGUGAUGGACGACAGAGAGCUCAUCAAGAGGAUGAAGAGGAAUCUGAGAAAAGUUCUAGACAGCAAAGCCAUGGACUCCAACCAGCCGAUGAACGCCCUCAUGCGCUUGAACCAGAUCCGUCCAGGUCUACAGUACCGUCUGCUGUCCCAGUCGGGCCCGGUUCACGCGCCCGUCUUCACCAUGUCCGUGGACCUGGAUGGGACCGUCUAUGAGGCGUCGGGGUCCUCCAAGAAGACCGCCAAACUCCAUGUAGCAGUCAAGGUUCUUCAGGCGAUGGGCUACCCGACCGGGUUCGACUCCGACCUGGACCCCAUGAGCUCGGACGAGAAGUCUGACGGCGAGGGCAAGAGCGAGACGUCCUCGCACACCAGCAAUAACGCCACGCACGCCUCGGACAGCUCCAACACGCUGGAGGUGCGCACUCAGGGCCCCAUACUGACGGCCAGCGGCAAGAACCCGGUCAUGGAGCUGAACGAGAAGAGACGAGGACUCAAGUACGAGCUGAUCUCAGAGAGCGGUGGCAGCCACGAUAAACGCUUCGUCAUGGAGGUGGAGGUGGACGGGCAGAAGUUUCGGGGCGCGGGCCCCAACAAAAAAGUAGCAAAGGCCAGCGCCGCGUUGGCCGCCCUGGAAAAACUCUUUUCAGGUCCUAACGCCGCCGCCAACAAGAAGAAGAAACUGCUUCCUCAGACUAAAGGUGUGCUGGCGGCGGCGGUGGCUGCCCAGGUGGCCAGAGGAAGAGGAAGAGCCGCCCUAGCACGGGGAGCCUUCGUCAGCGCCGCCACUCCGGGAUACGUCACGCCAGCAGGUUUCGGGACGCCGUACGCCUACAGCCACGCUGCCGCCGCAGCUGCCGCCGCCGCCGCCGCUGCUCCCGCCUACGGAGGUCUUUUCAUUGACAAUCCCUUCUACCAGCCACGGGCCCUGGCCCCCUUCAUCAUCCACCUGGGCCCCCAGGAUCUCUUCUCUGACUUCUAGACUAAGCUCCUCCUCUUUUCCCGCCUUUCUCUCGUCCUUCCUCUGUGACGGCGACCAGACGGCGUCCGCUACACGUACAUGAAAGCAAUACUCGGAGACAAGCUGCUCUUUUCUAGCAAUACAGAAUGUGGUCCAUAUCAAUAAUGGUGAUUGUAUCCACCUGAUAUUAUACUCUAGAUGUAAAUACACCUUCUAUAUUAUAUCACACAUAUACAACUUUCUUCUUCCACUUUUCUAUAAGCUCCUGUCUACAAUGUGUAUCCACAAUAUAUACUCUAUCUUUGCUAUUUACUUCCUCUUUCUCCACACACACUUCCUGUCGGCCAGCACAUCUUUCAAAUGCGGGCAGGGGUGUGGCGUGUGUGUGUGUGUGCGUGCGCGCGUGUGUGUGUUUGUGUUUGUGUGUGCACAACAUAUGUCCCGCUUUAAAGACAGCGUCCUCCGCAGUAAACAUGUAAUGGGGGGGGCUCAACCCCAAUGUCUACUGCAGAGGACCUAGUCUGACAGGAGUACUAUGUAUAUUUUCCAAGUGCAGUACUUAGUACAAGGUAAUACUGCACAGUGCAGUACUUAGUAGGAGGUAAUACUGCACAGUGCAGUACUCAUACCUGCCAACUACUCCGGUUUUCCCGUAAUUCGUGCGGUUUUCAUCAACCUAUUCCGGGUUACGGUUGCAGUGAUAAAAAAAUACGGUUUUUCAUUAAUUAAAAAAAAAAAAAGGGUGAAAACUACGCGAAUUGCACCUUGUGCAGACAAGAUUUUUCGAUCGGACACGGAGGAAUUAGCGAUGUAAAAGACCACGUUGGGACAAAAAAACACAAGCCUAAUGCCGUUGCUAGCGAUACAAGUGGAAAACUUUCAACGUUUUUCGUCGCCCAAACAGAUUCUUUGGAUGUGAUAAAUGCCGAAGUUUUAUUUACGGAGGCAAUAAUUGAGCAUGGACUUCCAAUCGCACUGGCUGAUCACAUGGGACAGUUAAAUGUUUGUAAUGCAACCUUUAAAAAUCAUUACGCGGUGAUCGCGGUCCCAAAAAUAAACUUUUCUUGCAUGAUAAUGUCCAGAAAAAUUCGCUUUAUAUUACUAUAGAGUCCUUUUAACGAAUGAGUUUGAUGGUUUAUCACAAACCUUAAAUGAAAGAAGUCCUUUGUUCUCCUGCACCAUGCAUGCGCUUUGGCCUUGCUUCGUGUUUGGUGCGCAAUCCAGUCGGCUGUAUUUCACAGCACGACAUACUGUUAAAAGUGUUUAUACUAUUUAUGCUUUCAAGUCCAAGUUGAAGAAAUCUUGUUAAAUGUUGACAGCAUAACUACCAAAAUACAGAAGUAUGUCCUUAAUAUUUUUGCAGUGCUAUUUCUGUUGAAAAGUUCAAAUGAUUACAUUAGAGAUGUGAUGUGCCACUUUUC